AUGGCAGACAACGCGCCUCGUAACCGCAGGGAGCGGCGAGCAGCGGCUCGCGAGACUGGCAAGCCUGUUGCAGCGCCGACGUCUGCUCCCAAACUGAAGCUGGCGCAACCCGAUCGAUCGAAGCCAAAGGAUAAGACUUUACUGGAUCUGUACGAAGAGAAGAAAUCUCUUCUCGAACAAGGUCAGCCUUUCGACCUGAAACACGAAGACGGCCUGAUUAGGGACGAAGGUGGUAACAUUCUCGAAGCCGGACUAGGUGAGAGCGAGCCGAUUGGGCCUGUCGGUGACGCUGUCUUCUGGUCUGUAUCGCUAAGCAUGCUGCAUUUCACACUCGAUGUGCUUGUAUACAACCAGUACCGGCAAGAAAUUGAGUGGACACCUAUCUUCAAGCGCACCUUGACCAUUCUACCCGUGCUUUUCCUGCUGAUCCUAAUGUUACGAUCGGAGACUGCUCGAAAAUUCCCAACCGUAAGGCAGACGUUCUUCUUGGUUGCAUCGAUCGUGGCUGGUUGCUACACUAUCCACGUAACCAACCGAUACGAUUAUUAUGCGGUUAUGAAGCAAACGCCUGCCUUGGGCACGCUGUGGAUAUGGAGCUUUAUCGAGAUGAACCUGCCGUUUGCCGGAGCCAGUGUGUUGGCUGAUCUGGCGUAUAUGUGGUACAAGGGUUAUACCAUGUACUGA
Baudoinia panamericana UAMH 10762 is the source of this 684-nucleotide messenger RNA. RefSeq lists its product as uncharacterized. The record is from RefSeq and is a predicted model, not a curated record. The coding region runs from base 1 to 684 and encodes 227 amino acids. NCBI's taxonomy places the organism in Eukaryota, Fungi, Ascomycota, Dothideomycetes, Mycosphaerellales, Teratosphaeriaceae. The transcript has a single exon.